This is a messenger RNA of Rhododendron vialii, 2597 nucleotides long. RefSeq names its product protein REPRESSOR OF SILENCING 3. The transcript is spliced from 4 exons. Gene Ontology annotation, molecular function: RNA binding. Gene Ontology annotation, cellular component: nucleus. NCBI's taxonomy places the organism in Eukaryota, Viridiplantae, Streptophyta, Magnoliopsida, Ericales, Ericaceae. Bases 268 to 2289 code for a protein of 673 amino acids. The record is from RefSeq and is a predicted model, not a curated record.
UUGAAAUCACUCCCUCCUGUCAAAGAGGUUGAGACUCGAGAGGGUGAACAAAAUUGAAAAAAGUCCCAAAAAGCAGAACGUCUACUAAAAUGUUGUAAUGAGAAAAUUUAGUCGAAACGCGGUCUUAAAGCAAAUAUUGGGGGUAGUCAUCGUAAUUCAGCCAAAAAAUUAGGUUUUGAAAGCGGGUAUUCAUAGUAUUGUAUAGGAGAAGAAGAAGAAGAAGAAGAAGAGCCGUUAUCCGGAUUUUUCCUUAUUCUUGGGGUUGAAAUGGGAGGAGGGGAAAGAGGGCCGUAUAAUCUUGAGAAUGAUGAAGAAAAAGAUGAGAGUGGUACAACAACAACCACGACUACAGGAACGACUGAAAUGACAACAAGAAUGAGGAUAUUCGUGGGGGAUUUGGGAUUGAAUGUGAAGGCGGAAGAUCUGCAAAACACUUUCUCUUGCUUGGGGAAGCUUGAAUCUGUGGAGAUCAUUCGCAACCAAGGCCGCAGCUUCGCUUACUUCGACUUCGUCCCCUCGUCCCCCAAAUCUCUCUCCAAACUCUUCGGCACGUAUAAUGGGUGCAAGUGGAAGGGAGGGAGGCUGAGACUUGAGAAGGCUAAAGAACAUUAUCUUCUUCGCUUGAGAAAGGAGUGGGCAGAAGAUGCUAAAUUUACCAAUAGUGAACCUAGUAACACCGGAACUAGAAAGACGGGUUCUCCUGAAGAGUUCAAUAAUAUCUUGAACCCAGAAAAGAGGGAAUUUCGGCUUUUCUUCCCCAAACUAAAAAAGGUGAAAGAAUUGCCCUUCAAAGGGACUGGCAAGCACAAAUACAGUUUCCAACGAGUAGAAGUUCCUCCUCUGCCAGUUCAUUUUUGUGAUUGUGAGGAGCAUUCUCAUCAUUCUUAUACUGCCGAAGGAAAAGAUUUUUUGGAUCUUGAAGCACAAGGUGGUGGGUUAGAUAAGAAAGAGCUUGAUAUGAUGAAGUUGGUGAUGAACAAGCUCCUUGAGAGGGAAUAUGUUCCAAAGACUUCAAGCGAAGGGGCUGGAUUGGUCAAGGAGGGAGACAAUACUAAACCGGUUGAAGACCUGGUUAGCGAUGGGAAUGAAACAUAUGAUAUAACAGACAAUGUCACUGGAUCAGUUGAUUACCUGGUUGCUGGUGAGAAUGAAAUGGAUAAUAUGACUGAUGAAGACGACCUCAUAAUCAAUGUGGUGGCUGGGGGUAAAAAAGGAACACAGUUGUCAGGGAAAUGGGCACAAGAAGUAAAUUUGUCAAAUGAGGGGAAAAUAGUUGAUGAACUGCAAGCUUCUAAACACAGGCCAUCCGAGCAUGUGCUCAAAAGUCAGGGAAGGAGGAUUAUAGCUUCUGACAAGAAGAGAAAAUCACCUCCCAGGGAAGAGGCUCAUGGAAAUAAAUUUCUCUCUGCUAACCAGUCCGGGAGGGAAGGGAGUACAAAAAAAGCCCAUUUACAUCAAACGGCUCAACCCAUAGAAUUAGAAUCAGGUUCCCAAACAACAAAUACAAAUUCAGGGUCAAAGAAGUUUGCAUGGAGAGAUCUCGCUGGUGGAAGGGGCAACAAUUCGUUCAGCAUCUCCGAUAUUAUGCAAAGUACUGUUCCUAAUAGAGAAAAAUUCGAGUCUGAUGGUUUUAAUGUGCCCGACAUGAAAGAGUGCCAAAACGAGAAUGCGGUAAAGAAUAUAAACCUGGAAUCCCAAUCCAACCUUAUUGAAAAGACCGAGGAACUUGCUAUUGCUCAACCGACUAAAUCGUAUGCAGAUGUAAACAAAUAUGCUAGAGGAGCUUCUUGGCUACAAAAGUCUUCGUGGACCCAACUGGUCAGUGAGAAACAUGGUUCAUUCAGCAUAUCGCAACUUCUGCCUGCUACAAGUUUGGAAAAACAAGAGCAGGUUGAGCCGAAGAGCGCCGCAAACUCAAUUGGAAGUACACACAGCAAGUUGGUUAAGACAGGUACCUGUGCAUCGGUUGAAGAUAGUUCUAAAGCUUCGAGAGUUGGCAACAAGGAUAUCGUCACUGCUCUAGAUAGCUCCAAUAUGAUUGUUUUGGAUACUAUCGCUCUGGAUCCUGAGCCAAAUCUUCCAAAACAUCUGCAGACUUUGGGAGAAACCGAUGACAAGACUGCUCCAAAAAAAAAUCAUGCAGCGGCAGAGCAACUGUCUGUCAGAAACUUUACAACUGAUGGAACUUGCUUGUUCAUGAGGAGUGCUGCUUCCAUGAGGGAGUGGACGAAGGCUAAAGCAGCUUUAAGUGGGUCACUCAAGAAGCAAAGCAAGAAGCAAUUGAUUUAAGUGCUUCAGAUAUGUUUUGAGUAGCUAGUGCAGUUGACUUCAACCAGUUAGAAGUGCACUCGAGAUUUGAGGUUAACUCUGAUACCUAUGGACUGCGAUAUUUCCAUAGUCAGAUAUGUUAAUUUGUGUCCAUUUUAAGCUUUAAUUUGGCAUGUGGCGUGGUUAUAUCAGAUGCUAUAGUGGCACAUUUCUUUGCCAAAAGGGCAGUUGCAGACUGCCCUACGUUCUUGUUGCCUAUUGCAUUGAUUGCAAGAUAAAUUUAUACAUCAGUUUUCAGAAUGAAUAAAUCAGUAUCUUCUGUUUCACAA